AUGUACAAAAUUCUUGCGAAGGUCCUUUCCAAUCGUAUGCGUUCUGCUAUUGAGUCGGUUAUCUCUGUUAAUCAGUCUGCAUUUGUCAAGGGUCGUCAAAUUUUAGAUGGUAUUCUGGUGGCAAAUGAGGUUGUGGAUGAUGCCAGGAAAUGUAAAAGGGAACUUCUUCUUUUCAAAGUGGAUUUCGAAAAAGCUUAUGAUUUCAUAGACUGGACUUACUUAGAUGAGGUAAUGCAAAAGAUGGGGUUCUCAGUUUUAUGGCGGAAAUGGAUAAAAGAAUGUAUAGGCACGACAACAGCAUCGGUUUUGGUCAAUGGGUCCCCAACAGACGAGUUCCCUUUGAAGAGGGGUUUGAGGCAAGGAGACCCGCUUUCCCCUUUCCUCUUUCUCUUGGCUGCCGAAGGUUUCAAUAUUUUGAUGAAGUCAAUGUCGGCUAAUCAGUUCUUCCAUGGGUACAAGGUGGGUUCCGAUGCUACUACGGUUGUCUCACACUUACAAUUUGCGGAUGAUACUUUAAUAAUAGCUGAAAAAUCUUGGGCCAAUGUUCGGGCGAUGCGUGCGGUCCUUAUGUUGUUUGAAGAGAUAUCUGGUUUGAAGGAGGUUGGUGGUUUGGGGGUAAGGAGAAUUAGGGAGUUUAAUAGUGCUUUACUAGGAAAGUGGUCUUGGAUGGUGUUAGUUGAGAAGGAGAGUUUGUGGUAUAGAGUGUUGGUGGCGAGGUACGGUGAGGAGGGAGGAAGGUUGUUAGACGGUGGGAGGACAGCCUCGGCCUGGUGGCGUGCCAUAGCUACUUUGCAUAGUGAGGCGUGGUUUGGUACUAAUGUAAAAAGAUCAGUGGGGAAUGGGGAAAACAUUUAUUUUUGGUCGGAUGUGUGGGUGGGUGGGGUAUCCUUUAAGGAAAGAUUUAGUAGACUGUUUGAGUUGUCGGUGGAUAAAUGGGUGUCGGUGUUUGACUUGUUUCAUUUAGGGUGGGGUGAGAAUGGAGAAGCGUGGAAGUGGAGGCGGAGGUUGUUUGCAUGGGAAGAGGAGCAGUUGGGGGAAAAAUGUUUAUUGCUUCAAAAUGUGAUUUUGCAGGUUGACAAAGAGGACAAUUGGAUAUGGAAAUUGGAGAAGUUUAAUGCUUACACUGUUCGUAGUGCUUACACCUGUCAGUCUGCUCAGCUUUCUGUUGUCAAUCCAGUGGAGCUGAAAUUGCUAUGGAAAAAGACUGUUCCUCUGAAGGUAGUGGUUUUUGCUUGGCGUCUGCUCUGA
Molecule: messenger RNA, 1248 nt
Organism: Medicago truncatula (barrel medic)
Lineage: Eukaryota; Viridiplantae; Streptophyta; Magnoliopsida; Fabales; Fabaceae
Exons: 2
Coding region: 1-1248 (415 amino acids)
Source: RefSeq, a predicted model, not a curated record